GAUUGUUUAUGUUUAUGUUUUGUUUGUUAAGUAAAAAGAGUUAAUUAUAAUUUGAAUUAUUCUUUUUCGUUUGUUUAUUUAUUGUGAUCAAAGUAAAUUGUCUAUUCUGAGAUGCCUCCAAAAAAGGGUAACACUUCAUCAGGAAGUAAACAAAGUUCGGGAAAAUCAGGUGGUGAUGGAAAAACAAAGGAAACAAAAGAGAAAACUGGAUCAGGUAACUCGAUUAAAGUUCGUCAUAUUUUAUGUGAAAAACAAUCAAAAGCAUUGGAAGCGAUCGAGAAAUUAAAGACUGGAAUGAGUUUCUCCGAGGUGGCUCGUUUGUACAGCGAAGAUAAAGCAAGAAGUGGUGGUGACCUUGGAUGGAUGACAAGAGGAUCGAUGGUCGGACCUUUCCAAGAUGCCGCUUUCGCCAUGUCAACAUCAACACCAAAUAAUCCAAUUUACACCGACCCACCGGUUAAAACUAAACAUGGUUAUCAUGUCAUCAUGGUGGAAGGAAAAAAAUAGAUGUCAACAUUUAUUGGUUAACAUUGAUAACCAAUUUUCAAAAGGAUUCAGACUUUUAUAAUUGAACAUUUUGCUACAAAUAUAAACCAUGAGGUUGAUUUGAA
Panonychus citri (citrus red mite) is the source of this 611-nucleotide messenger RNA. Its product is annotated as peptidyl-prolyl cis-trans isomerase NIMA-interacting 4-like. Gene Ontology annotation, molecular function: DNA binding; peptidyl-prolyl cis-trans isomerase activity. The coding region runs from base 112 to 507 and encodes 131 amino acids. Lineage: Eukaryota; Metazoa; Arthropoda; Arachnida; Trombidiformes; Tetranychidae. The transcript has a single exon. The record is from RefSeq and is a predicted model, not a curated record. Gene Ontology annotation, biological process: rRNA processing.